AUGAAUAACCCUGCAGAAGUUGUUGCCGCCCAUUUGAGGCGCACAGGCAAUUCGAACGAAAUAAGGCAGGCUUCGCACGUAGAGUCCGUGGGGGGAAGCGCCAACAGCAGUCUGGACGACGAUGAUGGUGGUGGGUAUGAUAGUGCUGCCCCCCCUGGGGAACUCCACACAACUGGGGACGCUCCCCCUGGGGAAUUCCGCACAACAGGGGUCGUCCCCCCUGGGAGGCAAAAAGGAGGGAAAAAACGGAUGUUCAAAAUAAAGAAAAAAAAAUCACUUACACCACUGCAUAUUGAUGAUGGUGGCUUUACCCAAGGGGGGGAGGCGAAAGGGCCGGACGUGGCGCUGGAGUCAUUUGCAAUCACGAGGAAGCGGAGGCGCCCGCCGCUGCUGGGCAGGGGGGUCGUGGAGAGCUCCAACAUCGAGCUGACCAGCAAGUUGGGCGGCAAAUUGGGCAGCAAGCUUGGUGGCAAGCUGAACCCCACCCUGUCGCUGGUCGCCUCCAGAGCCGUGGACGGGCUGCUCGGCGGCGUCCACAAGCACAUGCAGGGGCCGUUCUCCCUGGACCUCGAUGGCACGAAUAACUCUCCCCUGGCCACCCCCAUAGUCACACCAAAUUUGUACUCGAACAUCAGCACCCCAUUUAACAUGCACAAUGGCAUCCCCCCCUCUGCACCUGCCCCGAUGGCCCUCCCCCCUCAGGGGGUCCAAGUGCCCCUUCCCAACGCGCAGCCCCAACCCCCCCCCAGUGUAGCCACAACAGCAACAGCCGCGCCAGCGGCUACAUCCCCAAUGGCGUCUCCAACCACACCCACACCGGCCGCCAGCACAGGAGUCCCCCCCCCGCCGGGGAUCCAACUAGCCACCAACGCAAUGACUUACCCACAAAUGAAUAUGCAAAAUGUUAUGACCGCAAAUCAGAUGGCCCAAAACCCAGCCUUCAAUAUACAUCCCACGGCCACGAAUUUACGGGAUGACCCAGGGAAUGUAAAUUACAAUGAGGUGGUUACUAUAACGAUUGGCAUUGUCAUCUGUCUCUUCCUCUUCUGUUUCGUUUUUGGAUGCAUCGUGAAGAUGUGCAAGCCGGCCAAGAGACGCCGUUGA
This is a messenger RNA of Plasmodium vivax (malaria parasite P. vivax), 1104 nucleotides long. RefSeq lists its product as hypothetical. The transcript has a single exon. The record is from RefSeq and is a predicted model, not a curated record. Bases 1 to 1104 code for a protein of 367 amino acids. NCBI's taxonomy places the organism in Eukaryota, Apicomplexa, Aconoidasida, Haemosporida, Plasmodiidae.